AUGGCCAGGCUCACAUUUUAUAUUUCCAUGCUUGUUGGAGCAGUUGCCGCUCUGCCUAGUCCAGGCCGAACAAGCAAGGCUCCUCCCAGCCUACCCAAUGCAGAUCCCAUUGCGGUUAUGUCUGUGCCACAGAGCAAUUUUAAGAGCUACCAAACCGGUGGGCUUGUCCGUUACAACAGCACGGAAGAUGCCAAGUUAUCGAAGCGCUGGGACUGCAGUUCCUCUCCUACUCUUACAUACGGCGAUACUGAUGAUGGCGGUCCUGGUAUAACUAUCGACAAUGAUGCCAGCGACUGGCGUGGCUUUUACUUCUACCACAAUAGCUGUGACAGCGUUCCGUGGAAGUAUAUUUGGAUCGCUGGCAAAAGCACUCAGUUUGUCUCCAUUCCCACGGGUUGGGAGGGCCGUGUCCAGCGCGGUGUCGACGAUACCAUGCUUAAUGGUCAACCGCAGCUUCUUGGUUCUUGGCUGGAGAUCAGUUGGGACAUCAACAACGGAAAUACUGGCUGGGCUGAUGUCUCGCUCAUCCGUGGCUGUGAUGGAGCCAUUCUUGUUUGGAAUCCCGAUGGAAAUUGGAAGGGGUUUACGCAAUGGGUUCUGGACGGCGCACCGGACGGUGCCUACGACCAGAAGAACGAUGGGCAGUGGGUUAUCAAAGCUACCGAGGGUGAGAACGCCGCGAUCAACACCAUUCCUCGCGAUUGGGACAUCCAGCAGAUCGGCUCCGAUUACGUCUACGUAGACGACUCCCACGGCAGCCCCGUUAUUUCGACCAGCAAUCAGCGUUUCUCUUCUUUCUGGCCAGACGGUCGCCCAUAG
Messenger RNA from Talaromyces rugulosus, 819 nucleotides. RefSeq lists its product as uncharacterized. Bases 1 to 819 code for a protein of 272 amino acids. The transcript has a single exon. The record is from RefSeq and is a predicted model, not a curated record. NCBI's taxonomy places the organism in Eukaryota, Fungi, Ascomycota, Eurotiomycetes, Eurotiales, Trichocomaceae.